AUGGCGUCUUCUCUCGCUCUGAAGAGGCUGGUCGCCUCUAACCUCCUCUCAAGGUCAGCGGUGGCUCGUCCGGCAGCCUCUCGCCUCUUCAACACAAAUGCUGUCCGCGAGUACGACGGCGACGACCGCGACCUCGAUGUCGAACGCCGCCCAGAGCGUCGUAUUUUCUCCCCCUUCUCAGACAUGUUGGGUCCAUUUGCCACAAGAAGCAGCCUGAGCCAAAUCCUGAACAUGAUGGACCAAAUCAUGGAAUCGCCUAGUGCCGCCCGCAGGAACUGGGAUGCUCGGGAGACUGCAGAUGGGCUUCAUCUGCGCAUGGACAUGCCUGGGCUGGGGAAGGAGGACAUCAAGGUGUCGGUGGAGCAGAACACUAUGACCAUUAGAGGCGAGGGGAAGAAGGAAUUUGAAGAUGAAGAAGAUGGCGGAAGGAGGUACAGCAGCAGGAUAGAUCUACCGGAGAGGCUGUACAAGACUAGUGAGAUCAAGGCUGAGAUGAAGAACGGUGUUCUCAAGGUGUUUGUGCCAAAGAUUAAGCAGGAGGAGAGGACCGAUGUUUUCCAUGUCAAUGUUGACUGA
Molecule: messenger RNA, 576 nt
Organism: Striga hermonthica
Lineage: Eukaryota; Viridiplantae; Streptophyta; Magnoliopsida; Lamiales; Orobanchaceae
Source: the annotation of a GenBank genome assembly